Messenger RNA from Cataglyphis hispanica, 1222 nucleotides. RefSeq names its product NADH dehydrogenase [ubiquinone] 1 beta subcomplex subunit 1 (gene ND-MNLL). The record is from RefSeq and is a predicted model, not a curated record. Gene Ontology annotation, cellular component: mitochondrion. NCBI's taxonomy places the organism in Eukaryota, Metazoa, Arthropoda, Insecta, Hymenoptera, Formicidae. The transcript has 4 exons. The coding region runs from base 498 to 659 and encodes 53 amino acids.
CGAUGAGUGAAGACACUGGAGGAGAAAGAUGACAGUAGGAUUUAUCUAUCGUCCCAUUGGAAACUGCCCUUAACACCAGUCGUCGUUCGCUGUCAAGAGGCCACGUGGACGGGCCUUUACUUCGCCGGUAAAACUGAAGAGGAUAACAGAUUAGCCUAAAGGAGACGGAAAGAAGAGUAUCUGUAUCUGCUCACUCACCGGAGGAUCAGGAUUAUACAAAUACGAAUACAUGCAAGAUAGAAGGCGGGGUGAAUUCUAGAUCUGUUCAGAAUUCGCAGAAAAUUAAAAUCAGCCGAUGCAGGUCUCGUGAGAUUUUGAUGGAUGUUUCCAGUUUGAAAUACAUUGGAACCUUGGUCAGCCGCAACUUAAUCAGCGUGCUAUUUCCCACAUUCACAGUGGUUACGAUCUUUGCGGAUUUGAGACGAACGGCUCGCUGGAAGCAGCAACUUGCUGAGCAAGAGGCGCACUAAGACUGCAGUAUAAAUCUAUCGUAAAACAUGUGGAAGUAUUAUUGGACGCUCAUCUUCCCUAUUACGGGCUUCCUAAUCGGACAUAAAAUAGACCAACUGGAGACAGAACGUAUGACGAUGUUCAGGGACAAAUCAGCAUUGUACGGCAGAGAAUUGAAACCUGGGGAGCCACCCUCUUGGCCAUAUUAAUUUCAUGUUUAUUAUGCAUCGUUAAACUUUAAGAAAUUGCAGAAUCAAUUAGUGUUUCAAAGUGUAAACUAACAAUAAUAAAUAUACUAUUUAAUGAAACUCACAUAAAAGUCAUAAGGUGACAAAUGUAUCUCGCUAUACAUUAUUUAAAUCAUGACACAAUAUAUAGUUACUAAUGUUUAUUUAAUUUUUCUUUCUUUAUUGAUAACAGUGUAUAGAUAUUAUUAGAUAAAAGUAUAAAAAAUAUUACAAUAGCUGAUGCUUGACGAUUAUCAUGCAUGUGGUUGUGUAGUAAAUUAAUUGCAAAUACAGCAUUACUUUAAUAAAAAUUUGAUAUAUAUGUCAAACUUAUGACUAACUAUAUACAUUUAAUUACAUUAUAAAUAUUAAAUUAGGAUUCUAUAUACAAAUUUCUAGAGAUCUUUGUUGAUUUUAAAAUGAAUAACAGAGAACUAGACUUCUUGACUGGUUCUAGAUUAAAUGAACCCUAAUUUUAUGCGCUACUAUAUUAAUGAUAGUACCGUAAGCGUGUUAUCGAAAUAUAGUGAAUAAUUUAUUCUUCA